CACGCUGUGGCGAGCUUGCAUCAUUGCGCACACCUUGAUGCUGGGCAUGAGCAGGACGGGGUUGGCCGGAGCGGCGCUGCGGGUGGCGCUGACGGCGCUGCUGCCGCUGGUCCUGCCGGCGUACUACGUGUACAAGCUGACCACGUACCUCCUCGGCGCCGUCUUCCCCGAGGACGUCGCCGGCAAGGUGGUACUCAUCACCGGCGCCUCCUCCGGCAUCGGCGAGCACCUGGCCUAUGAGUACGCGAAGCGGGGAGCCUACCUGGCGCUGGUGGCGAGGAGGGAGGCGAGCCUCCGCGAGGUCGGCGACGUCGCGCUGGGGCUGGGCUCGCCGGGCGUCCUCGUCCUCCCGGCUGACGUCUCCAAGCCUCGGGACUGCGAGGGCUUCAUCGACGACACGAUUAGCUACUUCGGUAGACUGGAUCACCUGGUGAACAACGCGUCCAUCUGGCAAGUGUGCAAGUUCGAAGAGAUCCAGGACGUCAGGCACUUGAGAGCCCUGAUGGACAUCAACUUCUGGGGCCACGUGUACCCAACCCGGCUCGCCAUCCCUCACCUCAGGAGAAGCCGUGGCCGGAUCGUGGGCGUCACCUCCAACUCGUCCUACAUAUUCAUCGGGAGGAACACCUUCUACAAUGCCAGCAAGGCGGCGGCGCUCAGCUUCUACGACACCCUGAGGAUGGAGCUGGGCAGCGACAUCCGCAUCACCGAGGUGGUGCCAGGCGUGGUGGAGUCUGAGAUCACCAAGGGGAAGAUGCUCACCAAGGGAGGCGAGAUGAAGGUGGACCAGGACGAAAGAGACGUACGCCAUCCUGGGGCCGACGCCGGCCGAGCCCGUGGGCGACUUCGCCAGGACCGUGGUGCGCGACGUGUGCCGGGGCGCGAGGUACGUGUUCGAGCCCAGGUGGUACAUGGGCGUCUACUUGCUGCGGGCCUGCCUCCCGGAAGUCCUGGCCUGGAACUCCCGCCUGCUCACUGUCGACACGGUCGGCGCGUCCACCACGGACACGCUCGGAAAGUGGCUGGUCGAGCUGCCCGGCGUGCGCCGCGUCGUGCAGCCGCCGUCGCUCCGCUCGCCGGAGAUCAAGGACUAGUGACGGUGAUCGUGUACGUUCUGUGGCCAUGGAUAGCACUAGCUGUAUGAGACCGAAGUUCCUUUAGACAUCGACACGAUUAAUAAAGGACUCAAUUAUCUUAAUGCUACUACAAAUUACUCCCUCUGUUGUUUUUUUAUUUGUCGCUUUUUUCCAAAAAUAAAAUAGCGGGCACGGACAAAUA
Messenger RNA from Zea mays, 1278 nucleotides. Its product is annotated as steroleosin. The coding region runs from base 38 to 1144 and encodes 368 amino acids. Gene Ontology annotation, cellular component: cytosol. NCBI's taxonomy places the organism in Eukaryota, Viridiplantae, Streptophyta, Magnoliopsida, Poales, Poaceae. The transcript is spliced from 5 exons. Gene Ontology annotation, molecular function: oxidoreductase activity. The record is from RefSeq and is a predicted model, not a curated record.